UUGGUCAUCACCAAUCAUCCUCAUCGCCAACCAUCAUCCUCCUCCUCAAACUUCAAAGUCUUCUCUCAGAAAAAAUCUCAACAAUGGCAUCGACUUUUCUCUCAAAGCACAGCUUUCUCUUCUCUCUCCUCCUUUUCUUCUCCCAUCCAUCCUUCUCAACUGCAUCACCAUCAAAAGCAUCUUCUUUGACUGCCAACAUAUCACCGAGGACACAAGCGGAGAAGCUCAUUAGAGGGUUCAACUUGUUCCCCAAAGAAACUGUUAAUAUUGAAGCUGGUGAUGUCGAUUCUUCUUCUUUGAAUUCCGGUGGGAAGAUAGUCGAGAGGCGCUUUGAGCUCCCGCUUCUCGGCGAGUCCGGGUCAUCCAUUCAGGACCUGGGUCACCAUGCCGGGUAUUACCGGCUUCCGCACUCCCAUGCAGCAAGGAUGUUCUACUUCUUCUUCGAAUCGCGGAGCAGCGCAAAUGAUCCGGUGGUGAUAUGGUUAACCGGAGGGCCUGGUUGUAGCGGUGAAUUGGCACUGUUCUAUGAGAAUGGCCCUUUCCAUAUUGCCAACAACUUGUCUCUUGUGUGGAAUGAUUACGGUUGGGACAAGGCGUCGAAUCUCAUCUUCGUCGACCAGCCUACUGGGACCGGUUUUAGUUACUCUUCUGAUGAGCACGAUGUUCGGCAUGACGAGCAGGGUGUCAGCAAUGACUUGUACGACUUCUUGCAGGCAUUCUUUGCAGCGCAUCCUCAACUUGUCAAGAAUGAUUUUUACAUAACUGGAGAAUCGUAUGCUGGGCACUACAUUCCAGCUUUUGCUGCUCGUGUUCACCAAGGGAACAAGGCAAAGGAAGGAAUUCUCAUAAACCUGAAGGGGUUUGCAAUUGGCAAUGGCCUAACCGAUCCUGAGAUCCAGUAUGAAGCAUACACAGAUUAUGCUCUAAACAUGAGGUUAAUCACACAGGCCGAUCACGACAGCAUAAACACAAUGCUCCCAGAAUGCAAACGGGCGAUUAAGCAGUGUGUUACCGACGGUGGAAAUGCUUGUGUGACUUCAUAUGUAGAUUGCACCAGUAUUUUCAAUAAGAUCAUGGACAUUGCCGGGUACAUCAAUUACUAUGAUAUUCGAAAGAGCUGUGAGGGAGACCUGUGCUACGACUUCUCAAACUUGGAGACAUUCCUGAACCAAAAGACUGUGAGAGAUGCUUUAGGGGUCGGAAAUAUAGAGUUCGUGUCGUGCAGCAGUACUGUGUAUGAUGCCAUGCUCACGGAUUGGAUGAAGAAUCUUGAAGCGGGUAUCCCUGCGCUUCUUGAGGACGGGCUGAAGGUGCUCAUUUAUGCCGGUGAAUACGAUCUCAUCUGUAAUUGGCUUGGGAACUCCAACUGGGUUCAUGCCAUGGAGUGGUCUGGUCAAAAGCAGUUUGGAGCAUCUACUACUGUUCCAUUUGUCGUCGAUGGUGCCGAGUCAGGAUUGAUGAAAAGCCAUGGACCACUUACUUUCUUGAAGGUUCAUAAUGCGGGGCACAUGGUUCCGAUGGAUCAGCCGAAAGCUGCACUACAGAUGCUAAAGAGCUGGAUGGCAGGCAAAGUUGCCAUGGCUGGUGCAGAUAGCGAGAUUGCUCCUUCAUGAAUGGAGAGUGCCAACAGUACCCGCCAUUUAUAUCUUGUUCAUAUACGUUGGACAUGAACCAUGUACAUCCCCAAAGUACAGGAUACAAGAAAAGUUUGAGGAAAAAAGAAACGAUAGGCAACAAUAGAAGAGAGUUAAUUUUUAAGAUAGUUCAAUACUACAGCUUUACGGACGGUACACUUGUAUGUUACAUUUCAAAAUUCAUCAAAUCGACAGAAACUUCUGGUUCCUAAGAUGCCGAUAAGUUAGCCCUGCAUAACUCGAAUGCAUGAUUCUCAGUGUGGCGAACGACAUGCCUCGUCUAGCUUCAAAAGAAUAGUUGAUUGUAUGGGGAAAACACCAUAAUCAAAUAGAACAUAAACACAAUUCAGGAUUC
Messenger RNA from Syzygium oleosum, 1989 nucleotides. RefSeq names its product serine carboxypeptidase-like. Gene Ontology annotation, cellular component: vacuole. Gene Ontology annotation, molecular function: serine-type carboxypeptidase activity. The record is from RefSeq and is a predicted model, not a curated record. The transcript has 9 exons. Gene Ontology annotation, biological process: proteolysis. The coding region runs from base 84 to 1613 and encodes 509 amino acids. NCBI's taxonomy places the organism in Eukaryota, Viridiplantae, Streptophyta, Magnoliopsida, Myrtales, Myrtaceae.